This is a messenger RNA of Colletotrichum graminicola M1.001, 1596 nucleotides long. RefSeq names its product glutamate decarboxylase. The record is from RefSeq and is a predicted model, not a curated record. Lineage: Eukaryota; Fungi; Ascomycota; Sordariomycetes; Glomerellales; Glomerellaceae. Gene Ontology annotation, molecular function: pyridoxal phosphate binding; glutamate decarboxylase activity. The transcript is spliced from 7 exons. The coding region runs from base 1 to 1596 and encodes 531 amino acids. Gene Ontology annotation, biological process: L-glutamate catabolic process. Gene Ontology annotation, cellular component: cytosol.
AUGGUCCACCUCGCAACCGUCAACACGCCCCCCGACUCGGGCUCCGACGACUCGGACACCACCGCCGAGCUCAAGAAGGUCCAGCAGCAGCUCUCCAAGGUCCAGCUCCAGCUCGCCGACGAGGAUGACAGCUUCACCACCAGCGUCUACGGCUCCCGCUUCGCCAACCAGGACCUGCCCAGGGCCGAGAUGCCCGAAGACGAGAUGCCCAAGGACAUCGCCUACCGCAUGAUCAAGGACGAGCUCAGCCUCGACGGCAACCCCAUGCUCAACCUUGCCUCGUUCGUGACGACCUACAUGGAAGAAGAGGCCGAGAAGCUCAUGACCGAAUCGUUCGCGAAAAACUUUAUAGACUAUGAAGAAUACCCCCAGUCCGCCGACAUCCAGAACCGCUGCGUCUCCAUGAUCGGCAAGCUCUUCAACGCCCCCGUGGGCGCGGGCGUCGGCGCCGUCGGCACCUCGUGCGUCGGCUCCUCCGAGGCCAUCAUGCUCGCCGUCCUCGCUAUGAAGAAGCGCUGGAAGAACGCGCGCCAGGCGGCCGGCCUGCCCGCCGACCGCCCCAACAUCGUCAUGUCGAGCGCCGUCCAGGUGUGCUGGGAGAAGGCGGCGCGCUACUUCGAGGUUGAGGAGAAGCUCGUCUACUGCGCGCCGGACCGCUACGUCAUCGACCCGGCCGAGACCGUCGCCCUCGUCGACGAGAACACCAUCGGCAUCUGCGCCAUCCUCGGCACCACCUACACAGGCGAGUACGAGGACGUCAAGGCCGUCAACGACCUGCUGGUGGAAAAGGACAUGGACGUCCCCAUCCACGUCGACGCCGCCAGCGGGGGCUUCGUCGCCCCUUUUGUCGUGCCCGACCUGGAGUGGGACUUCCGCCUCAAGAACGUCGUCUCCAUCAACGUCUCUGGUCACAAGUACGGCCUGGUAUACCCCGGCGUCGGCUGGGUCGUCUGGCGCUCCGCCGAGUUCCUCCCGCAGGAGCUCGUCUUCAACAUCAACUACCUCGGCGCCGACCAGGCCUCCUUCACCCUCAACUUCUCCAAGGGCGCCUCCCAGGUCAUCGGCCAGUACUACCAGCUCAUCCGCCUCGGCAAGAAGGGCUACCGCGCCAUUAUGUCCAACCUCACCCGCACCGCCGACUACCUCACCCGAUCCCUCGAGGUCCUCGGCUUCGUCAUCAUGUCCAAGCGCUCCGGCGAGGGCCUCCCCCUCGUCGCCUUCCGCCUCCCCGACGACGCCGCCGCCGGCGAGGACGGCGGUCGCACCUACGACGAGUUCGCCCUCGCCCACCAGCUCCGCGUCCGCGGCUGGGUCGUCCCCGCCUACACCAUGGCCCCCAAGACGAACGACCUCAAGAUGCUCCGCGUCGUCGUCCGCGAGGACUUCAGCAAGGCCCGCUGCGACUCCCUCAUCGCCGACAUCAAGCUGUGCAUGGGCCUGCUCGAGCAGAUGGACCACGCCAGCGUCCAGCGCCAGCAGGACUUCAUCCACAGGCACCACCUCACCAGCUCAAAGGCCUCCCACAACCACCCGAAAUUCAGAAAGGAAAAGCAUUCCAUACAGGGCAAGCAUGGCAAAACCCAUGCCAUCUGCUAA